AUGAUGAUGAAGAUAGUAUUCCUUCUGGUAUCGUGGCUGUUGAUUUUUACAAAUAGCCGGCAUCAAUUCUGUUCAGAAGCAACGACAUCUAAUCUGGAAUACCCAUAUCCGUUUAUGACAGUAGAUGCUGCAAGGGCAGCUGCAAGGACUUAUGAUUACAUUGUGGUUGGAGGAGGUACAGCUGGAUGUCCCCUUGCAGCAACUCUCUCACAGUACUACUCUGUUUUGGUAUUGGAGAGGGGAGACUCUCCUUACGGAAUUCGUGAUGUGGAGGAUUUCAGAGGGGCUCCCACAACUAAUCCCACUGUAGCGCAGCCGUUUGUCUCAGAAGAUGGAAUGAAGUUGGUAAGGGCGAGAGUUUUAGGAGGCGGAUCAGCCAUCAACAGUGGAGUCUACAGCAGGGCGAGCACUGAAUAUAUUCGGAAAAUGAAGUGGGAUGAGAAACUUGUAAAUGAUUCGUAUGAAUGGGUAGAAAAGUUGAACGCAUUCGACCAACAACACAAUCUUUUUACUUUUAGUUCUUCUUUCAAGAAUGGGCUUCUUGAAGCAGGAGUUCUUCCUUACAAUGGGCAUACUUUUGAUCAUUUGGUUGGCACCAAGAUCAGUGGUUCAAUUUUUGACUAUAAUGGAAAGAGACAUACAGCCGCAGAUCUUCUCCAGUAUGCAAAUCCAGAAAAUAUUGUAGUUCUUCUAAAUGCUACUGCCAGCAGAAUACUCUUCAACUUGGAAUCAGGAAAGCCUAAGGCUAGUGGAGUGGAGUUCAGGAGCAAUAAUGAUGGUCUCAUUUAUCAGAUAUCACUUAACCAAUUGUCAACCAAGAGUGAGGUGAUUUUAUCAGCAGGAACCAUAGGUAGCACUCAACUUCUCCUCUUAAGUGGAAUUGGUCCAAAAAAGCAACUUAAAGAAAUGAAUAUUACUGUUCUUUUAGAUGCACCUUCAGUAGGGAAAGGAGUUCAGGAUAAUCCUUCUGCAAGCUUUCUUAUAGAUUCCUCUAUACCACUUGAAGAUUCUUUUGCACAAGUAGUGGGCAUUCUAAACAAUUCACAGCAUUACAUCGAAGGUGGUAGCUUUAUCCAACAGAAUAAUGCCACAAAUACACAAUAUGUAGGUCUUCUUAUGAUUAAACUAGCAUUUCCAUUAUCAAGAGGUGAUCUUUGGCUUAAAAGCAGAGACCCUCAAGAUAAUCCCUUUGUUCGUUACAACUACUAUUCACACUCUCUUGAUCUUAAAAAAUGUGUGUUUGGUAUGAAAGUAAUGAUUAAUCUAAGUAUGUCAUCUUCUAUUCAAGAGUAUGCAUUUAUUGAUAGUGGAAAUGCCAAAACACUUCGAUUCCUUGGGAUUGCAUUACCAAAGAAUCAAUCAAAUGAUGAUGCAUUGGCCAAGCUUUGCAAAGAUUCACUAACAUCAUUUAACCAUUAUCAUGGAGGUUGUCAAGCUGGUUUAGUGGUUGAUAAAAAAUAUCUAGUGAAAGGUGUUGAUAGUCUCAGGGUUGUGGAUGGCUCAACUUAUAAGAAUACCCCCGGUACCAAUCCACAAGCCACAACCAUGAUGCUUGGAAGGUACAUGGGAAUUUUGAUCCUUCAAGAAUAUAUAAACACUGCAAAAUAUUAG
Messenger RNA from Cryptomeria japonica (Japanese cedar), 1611 nucleotides. RefSeq names its product protein HOTHEAD-like. The coding region runs from base 1 to 1611 and encodes 536 amino acids. The record is from RefSeq and is a predicted model, not a curated record. NCBI's taxonomy places the organism in Eukaryota, Viridiplantae, Streptophyta, Pinopsida, Cupressales, Cupressaceae. The transcript is spliced from 4 exons. Gene Ontology annotation, molecular function: flavin adenine dinucleotide binding; oxidoreductase activity, acting on CH-OH group of donors.